AUGAACGCGCCGCUGCAUCUCCACCAGACGCAGUCAUUCUGCCGGACGCGAAAGAGCUCCGACCAGUUGCUGUCAUCCGCCUCCACCACGAAGCUCCAAUCGUUGCAGUCGUCGCCGACACACUCCGGCAAUAGUUCACGGCCGUCGGGAACCCGUCGUCAGACGUGGCAAUGCCCGCAUAGGUCGCAGUGGCGGGAAGCUCCAACACGAAAGAAAACAUCGCUCCGGCCAUGGACGCAGGACGUCGCGACCGGAGAUAGCUGGUCGACGGCGGCGACGUUGCCGGUGUCGGUGAUGACGGAGGAGCUCGACAUGUUUUUGUACGGUGGCGAGGGCGGUGGCGGAAUGCUGAUGGCGAGCUGA
Messenger RNA from Striga asiatica, 363 nucleotides. NCBI's taxonomy places the organism in Eukaryota, Viridiplantae, Streptophyta, Magnoliopsida, Lamiales, Orobanchaceae. The record is from the annotation of a GenBank genome assembly.